Messenger RNA from Podarcis raffonei (Aeolian wall lizard), 5377 nucleotides. RefSeq names its product uronyl 2-sulfotransferase (gene UST). NCBI's taxonomy places the organism in Eukaryota, Metazoa, Chordata, Lepidosauria, Squamata, Lacertidae. Gene Ontology annotation, molecular function: sulfotransferase activity. The transcript has 8 exons. The record is from RefSeq and is a predicted model, not a curated record. Gene Ontology annotation, cellular component: membrane. Bases 617 to 1882 code for a protein of 421 amino acids.
CGCCAAGUGGGGAAGUUCACUCGGGGAGAAGGAGUUCGAGCUCUGCACUCUGUACAUGCGCUUGUUUCCGGGCUCCUCCGGGAUGUCGGCGCCAGAAGGCCGCCUCUAGGGGUCGCUGGUGCGGCGAAUAAAGGCCGCCUCUCGGGAACAAGAGAGCGAGAGAGGGAGGUGGGCGGGCUGAGGAGAAGGCGAGGAAGGUGGCGGCGGGGCUGAGGCCGAGAGACGCAAACAACUUUUUCGCAGCGAGUUGCAGGCACCGGCCCGUCGUGCAUGAACUGUAACCUGACACUGGAGCGAAGAGAAAGGGAGCGAAGCAGCGGAGGAGGAGGAGAAGGAGAAGAAGAAGAAGCGGAGAAGAGGAAGCCCCGCCAAGGAGCCUCCGAGGGGGAUGGUGGUUGCCGCCUCCGGCUCCUCCAGCCGCUCCUAGGGGCGUCCGGCACCCGGGCGAAGCCGGCAAUGGGCAGGAGGGAAGCCGCCUGAGCCUCCGGCGAACUUUCCCCCACCUUCACGCCGGGCAGUCGGAGCGGAGCAGGCGGAUGGAGGAUGCGCUCUGCCCGGCGGGCUGUCUGAGCAGGAGGCGGCGGCGAAGGAAGCGACGGGGGCGCCGACGACGACGAUGAAGAAGCUGCUGCUUGCGCCACCGCUGCCUCUGCCUCUGCCGCCGCCGCGCUACAGCGCGGGUUUCCCGGAGCCCCGUCCUCAUGUGGCCCCGCCGCCCGCCGCGGGGGCUCCCGGGCAGGGAGCGGGCUGGCGGCGGCGGAGGCCCCUCUCGCUGCUGCCCUUCCUCUCCCUGCGCGACUACGGCUUCUGCAUGGCCGCCUUGCUGCUCUUCUGCCUGGGCUCCCUCUUCUACCAGCUCAACGGGGGCGCCCCUCGCUUUCUGCUGGACCUGAGGCACUAUCUGGGAAAUUCCACUUACUUGGAUGACCAUGGGCCACCCCCUCGUAAGGUACUUCCAUUCCCUAGCCAAGUGGUGUAUAACAGGGUUGGAAAGUGUGGGAGUCGAACUGUGGUUUUGCUGUUGCGAAUUCUGUCUGAGAGACACGGGUUCAACUUGGUUACAUCAGAUAUUCAUAAUAAAACCAGGCUAACCAAGAAUGAACAGAUGGAAUUGAUUAAAAAUAUAAGCACUGCCGAACAGCCCUAUUUAUUCACUAGACAUGUUCACUUCCUCAAUUUCUCAAGGUUUGGAGGAGACCAACCAGUAUACAUCAAUAUUAUUAGAGAUCCCAUCAACCGUUUUUUAUCCAACUACUUUUUCCGCCGCUUUGGAGAUUGGAGAGGGGAGCAGAACCACAUGAUCCGCACCCCAAGCAUGAGACAAGAAGAGAGAUACUUAGAUAUUAACGUAUGCAUUCUUGAGAACUACCCUGAAUGUUCCAAUCCCAGGUUAUUUUAUAUUAUUCCAUAUUUUUGUGGACAGCAUCCAAGAUGCAGGGAGCCUGGGGAAUGGGCCCUUGAAAGAGCAAAAGUGAAUGUGAAUGAAAAUUUCCUACUUGUGGGGAUUCUGGAGGAAUUGGAGGAUGUGCUGCUUUUACUAGAAAGAUUUUUACCUCAUUAUUUCAAGGAUGUACUCAGUAUCUACAAAAACCCAGAACAUAGGAAACUCGGCAAUCUAACUGUGACAGUGAAAAAGACAGUCCCUUCUCCAGAAUCUCUUCAGAUCCUGUACCAGCGCAUGAGAUAUGAAUAUGAAUUUUACUACUACAUCAAAGAGCAGUUUCAUCUAUUAAAGCGCAAGUUUGGACUACGAUCUUCAAAUAGUAACUCUUCUCCUAGACCAGAAUUUGUCAUUCCUUCUCCUUUGGAAACUGAAGAGCCAGUAACAGAAGAUGAGGAGCAAGAUGAUGAAAAGUGGUUGGAAGAUAUCUAUAGAAGGUGAUGCAAGCAUCACCUUCUCUGCUGGCUGAAGCACCCAGAUUUUUCAUAAACUAUUAAGAAAAAUCCUUAAGGAAGUGGUUACUGCACAACAGCAUUUAAAAGACAUUUUCCCAGGAUGAACUGAUUGUGAGACCUCUUUUUGAGAGGGUCUAUUUCUUUAAAUUUAUAUUUGUUUCCCUUGGCUCCAUAGGAUCAUAGUAGCUAGGACAUACUUUUAAAUGUGCCAUUUCAUUACAAAUUACGGUACAUUGUCACUGUAAAAUAUUGCUGUAUAUGGUACCUAUUUGGCAAAGUGAUGUAGAUCACAGCAUAGGUCAUCUGCAGUUUUCUCAAAACCUGUUUUUCUUUGUUAGCAUUUAUACCGAAUAUUUUACAGUCACAUUUGAUCACUUGGAAUUAAGAGCAGGGUAUUGGAGGUUUGUAUUAUCAUCUGAACAGGGAAUACUGUUGUGCUAAAAGAAGAAAGAAAUGCAUUACCGCUACACUAACUCUGGAUACUAUUUAGGCUAUGUUUUCCCCAUGGAAAUUAAUAAGGGCAUUGUUGACAAACCAAGUAGAAUUGCAGGGGAAAUUAAGCUUAUCUUGUUAAAUGUAUGGGUACACCAAAGUUCAACACCUUUUGAAAUUGAUGAAAGUUAGGAGGGCAGAUGUUUGCAGAAUUUGGUGUUUGUUUCACAGAGGAAGCUAGGCUGCAGGGAAGGCACUUAACUUUACUCCAGAUUUUAGAUGGAGAAAUCCUUCUUAGUGUAUUAUUCCCAGUCCUUUUAUUACACAGAGACCCUAAAGGAGGGGAACACAAAUAGUCAGGCAUCUUUUCAAAAAUGUGGGCUGUUCUAGUUGAAAGAACAUUCGUGCUAUGUCAUAAAUGCAUGAUUCGGUUCCAGCCGAGAGAGAUUCUUGCUGAAGUUAGAAGUCUCUGUUCAAUGUGCCUCAUAUCUUCUGGACGGUUGAAAAUAAGAUAGUACAUAAGACAUUUGGGGUGUAUUCCAUGAUGCAUUUAUUGAAGAGAUACAGAAGAAAGUUUACUGCAUUCCCUACAGAGUGUCUUCCACUCUAACCCCUGACCCCGUUUCACAGUAACAACUGUCCAGGCAUGGGCAGGUUCUCCUUUAACUUAAGGCAGGCAUGGCCAAACUCGGCCCUCCAGAUGUUUUGGGACUACAGUUCCCAUCAUCCCUGACCACUGGCCCUGUUAGCUAGGGAUGAUGGGAGUUGUAGUCCCAAAACAUCUGGAGGGCCAAGUUUGGCCAUGCCUGACUUAAAGCAAAGGAGCAAGGAAUUGCUGUUGUCUUUGUCAUACUCAAAUGUGUGCCGACCAGAGUAGUACAGUCAGCAUCUCUGAUAGGGAGCUGGGAUGAAAAAGGAUGGAACUGGUUUGUUGGUUUACCAGGAGCUCUACUUCUUUUCUAGUGUUUUAUCUCUCAAAUUCCCUUCUCAGAGCUUGUGAGUAUCAACUAAUAUUGUAAAUCACCAUUAUCUAUUGCAUUCUGUUGUUUACUAUACUACUUCUAUCAGGAUUUGAACAAACAUAAUUGUGUUAAGGCUCAAUGACAACAUGGAUGAAUUAUCUUGUUGCUAGUUAUGUCCUAAUUUUGUGGUUCCAAUGCACUACUCUGAAGGAACACAGUGGGAGCAAGAAAUACAGUAAAUAAUAAUUAACCAAGAUGCUGCAUUGUAUAUUUUAAGUGGUUUCUAUGAAAUUACAUUUAAAGAGUAAUGAUUAGUUUACACACUGUGGAUCUCUUUUCUUUUUUAAAAAAGCAAAUUAAUAUUCACAUAUUGGGUUUCUGUUUUAUCUUUUUUUAAAAGAAAAGAUCAGAUUUUAUCCGUGUCUCUAGAGUCCUGGGUCACUUAACAUGUUCACUUUCUCUGCAAUUUCACUGCUGCUUAAAUCUAUUUUUAUCGUUCUAUUUAAUAUUUUUCUUCAUGAAUACUUUGCAAUGUUAAAAAGAACAGGCUGUCGGGUAAUUUACUUGCUAGGUUUCAGUGUUGUAUAUUUUUUGUACAAAACAACUUGGCCUCUACUCCCAGAAAGGUACUUCAUAAAUUUAUUUGGCACAUAAGCUUUUAAGAUUCCUAACACAACAGGUCAUUUAUCUGUCAUGAAAUAGAUUUUAUAAUUUACUUUAAAUGACUUAAAAGCACACUUUAAGUUUGUUAAUCGUUUGACUUAUUUAUUGUGACUUUUCAGCACAUUCCAAAUUCUAAGUUGCUCAGGAAAGGAGUUCAUUUAAAUGAUUUUAUUUUGAUGGUUCUUUCUUUUUCUUUUUAGAAUGAAAUCACUGUUAUAAAGCCUUCAGCCCAUGACACCCUUUUAGGAAGCACCAUACUUGUUUGUUAAUCUCUGUGAGAGAGAAAAGGUCAGUUCAGGGCACAUGUGGAAAAAAACAGAGCAUAUAUGUACAUUAGGUUAGUUGUAAAUGAAAGCAACCAGGGUUUGAAUUAAAUAUUCAUUAACUUAUUCACUGACGUUUUGAUAUUAAACCAUAAGACAUCCAUCUAAACUUUUUAUUUUUAGUCCACUAAUAUUUCCAUUUGGAACCUGUGCUGUUCUUCACAAAACCAGUAAUCCUUCUGUGGGGGUUUUUUUCUGGAUGUAAAGGUUAAAGCAUUUUCCAUUUGAAUCGCCCUAGAAAAGAUUAUUUUAUAAAGCACUGUUUAUUGGUGAAGGCCACACUUACUUUAAGCAAGCUAUUUUGAGAUUACUAUGCUACACCUUGAAUUACUUUGAGGCAAAAGGCACCAAAAGUUAACCUUUUCUAAUUAUAUGAGAAAUACAGUGAAUAUUUGGAACUGCACUGGCAAUGUGCUUUAUUGCUGUUGUGGAAUAAUUUUUAAUGCAUAGUGGUAACAGCUUUGACCCAAGCAUUGCUUUUUACUAGUUAACAUAGACAUGGGUGUGGUGAUAUUUGAUAUCCAGGCUCAAUGCUCCCCUUGUCCACAGUUCUCAGGCAACUUGCUAAACUUUAAAGAAGUGUGUGCGUCAAACCACAAACACACAAGAAAUAACAUGCUGUAAUGGUGGUAAAAUGCCUUUGAAUUCCAAAAUCACAUUAAUAAAUGGUACAUUUUGUGUAAUUUAUUUAUGUUUAUUUUGAAGAGAUACAAUAGCAUUGCAGUUUUCCAAAAUGCAUUCACUUUGUGAACCCAUGAAUGUCCUUGUUUCUUUUAAAGGUACAUCUGAAAUACUUUCGUUUGUAUGAGUGUCUUGAGUGCCACAUGGCUUUUGUGAUGAAUUACAUUAAUUUGUGGUAGAAUUUAAUAACUCAGGCCAGAAAUCAAAACUGUACUCUUUAAAGAUAAACAGGUUCCAACUGAUAAAAGCAGUUAAGACAGGCUUCCAGCAUUUUUUAAAGGAGUAAUACAUAUUCCUUUUUUGCAACGAGAAUCUACAUUGAAUUUAGGCUUGUACUGUUGCCUAUUGCCUACAAAAUUACAUUUGAAAAUAAUUAAAUGCCAUGAAAACUAAUAAAAGCCUGUAAUAUGCAAGGUUGAA